Messenger RNA from Antechinus flavipes (yellow-footed antechinus), 2389 nucleotides. Its product is annotated as phosphoglycerate kinase 1-like. The record is from RefSeq and is a predicted model, not a curated record. The transcript has 2 exons. Gene Ontology annotation, biological process: gluconeogenesis; glycolytic process. Gene Ontology annotation, cellular component: cytosol. Lineage: Eukaryota; Metazoa; Chordata; Mammalia; Dasyuromorphia; Dasyuridae. The coding region runs from base 152 to 1408 and encodes 418 amino acids. Gene Ontology annotation, molecular function: ADP binding; ATP binding; phosphoglycerate kinase activity.
GCCCUACUUCCAAUCUAGACCCCGCCUCCUCGUAGGCUUCCGCGGGAACACGCUUUGCUGAUUCAGUCAGUCAGAGGAUCGUAACGGUUGCGCCAGAACUAGCAGAAGAAGUCCCUCUGAACUUCCUAGUACUUGUGUCUCGAAGGAGAAGAUGUCUCUUUCCCAAAAGCUCACCUUGGACAAGCUAGAUGUAAAGGGAAAGCGGGUUCUCAUGAGGGUGGACUUCAAUGUGCCCAUGAAGAACAACCUGAUCACCAACAACCAGAGGAUCAAGGCUGCCAUCCCUAGCAUCCAGUACUGCCUGGAUAAUGGCUGUAAAUCAGUUGUGUUAAUGAGCCAUUUGGGCCGGCCGGACGGCAUUCCCAUGCCAGACAAAUUCUCUUUGGAACCUGUGGCCGCUGAGCUCAAAUCCUUACUUGGCAAAAAUGUUGAGUUCCUGAAGGAUUGUGUGGGACCUGAAGUGGAAGCAGCCUGUGCUGACCCCGCUGAUGGGUCCAUCUUUCUGUUGGAGAAUCUCCGCUUCCAUGUGGAAGAAGAAGGGAAAGGCAAGGAUGAAUCUGGGGAAAAGAUCACUGCCGAUCCAGCCAAAGUAGAAGCUUUCCGGACUUCCCUUUCCAAGCUGGGAGAUGUCUAUGUCAAUGAUGCUUUUGGUACUGCUCACCGGGCCCACAGCUCCAUGGUUGGAGUGAAUCUUCCCCAGAAAGCAUGUGGUUUCCUAAUGAAGAAGGAGCUAGAGUAUUUUGCUAAAGCUCUGGAGAACCCCGUGAGACCUUUCCUGGCCAUCUUAGGUGGAGCUAAAGUUGCAGACAAGAUCCAGCUGAUCAACAACAUGCUGGAUAAAGUCUGUGAGAUGAUAAUUGGCGGUGGAAUGGCUUUCACCUUUCUUAAAGUUGUUUCCAACAUGGAGAUUGGCAAUUCUCUAUUUGAUGAAGAAGGAGCCAAGAUUGUUAAGGAACUGAUGGCUAAGGCAGAGAAGAAUGGUGUGAAGAUAACCCUCCCUGUUGACUUUGUCACUGCAGAAAGUUUUGAUGAGCAUGCCAAAGCUGGUGAAGCCACUGUGGAAUCUGGCAUACCUGCUGGUGGGAUGGGUUUGGACUGUGGUCCUCAGAGCAGCAAAAAAUUCGCUGAAGUUGUGGCCCGGGCCAAGCUAAUUGUGUGGAACGGUCCUGUUGGAGUGUUUGAGUGGGAAACCUUUGCCAAGGGAACCAAAGAGCUAAUGAACAAUGUAGUAGAGGCCACCACUAAGGGCUGCAUCACAAUCAUAGGUGGUGGAGAUACUGCCACAUGCUGUGCCAAAUGGGACACUGAAGAUAAGGUCAGCCAUGUGAGCACUGGUGGUGGUGCCAGCCUAGAACUUCUGGAAGGCAAAGUCCUCCCUGGGGUGGCUGCCCUAAGCAAUAGGGAAUAGAAGAGGUUUUUCCACUAUUGGUUCCUGUACACAAUCAGGACCCUUCCACUUAAAUUGCUUUAAUGUUCUAAAUACAUCCUUGUGAUUUGUAGAGUACAUAAGUAUAUUUUGUCCUUACAAAUUUAGUCAAAAAAAAAAAAGCUAUUUAUCUUUUAAAUUAGGUUGUACCAUUCAACUUAAGAAUGUUAGUGACUUUUAUUUUCACUAAAGUAUGAAAAGGAGAUAAAACCUUGUGUUUUUUUAAACUGCUGUGUUUUGUAGAAUAUACGUUACACAUUUUAUCUUUAUAACUGAAGGCACUAUUAUCUAUAUUCUGUUUCCUUUUUGAAACUGUACAAUUCAGCUUUGUUAUUGUUGUAGUAGCUAUUUUUAUCACUACCCAUGGUGUAGAAACAAGAUUAUUACUAUUUCAGAAGAGAUGGUUAAUAAUGUUCUCUUAAGUGAAGAUGCAUAAGAAUGCCAAAUUGGGGGAAGAAAAAUUAGAGAGGCCAGCCAAAUUCCUGGUAACUUCCCAAAACAAACAAAACCCUUAGACUCUUAGGAUAACACAUCUACCACAACUGAACCCCCAGCUUCUCUAGGCCUGGAGCCAAUCUCUCCUGUGUUUACAACUGGAGCAUUACAGUGUUAACUUAUCCACUUUCCGCUUCAGGUCUCCCUUUAUUACCUUUGUGCUCCUUAUUUUGCAGGAAUAUUGAGGGACUCAACUAUUGAGCUUAAAAUCAGCUUCAUUUCUAAAUUUCAGAUUCUCUACAAGAUACAAGUAAUAUAGAUAAGUGAUCUGUUCUUUUCCAUGUCAAUUUAAAAUUUGAUGUCACAAGGACUGGAGUGAAACCUGACCCCAAGGGUGGCUUACUCCAGAGAGAUCGAACAAUAGGACUUUUUGCUGUGAAGUUUCUCUGUUUUGUGGCCAAGUGUACAAAUUUUCCUAAAAUAAUCUGAAAUUCAUUAAUAAAACAUUACAGUGAUGGUUUUUUUUUA